Molecule: messenger RNA, 1050 nt
Organism: Solanum pennellii
Lineage: Eukaryota; Viridiplantae; Streptophyta; Magnoliopsida; Solanales; Solanaceae
Product: putative F-box protein At1g52490
Exons: 1
Coding region: 1-1050 (349 amino acids)
Molecular function (GO): protein binding
Source: RefSeq, a predicted model, not a curated record
AUGAAUCGAUCAAUUCCUCGAGAUAUAGUCGUUGAAAUAUUGUCAUGGCUUCCUGCUAAGUCUUUAAUGCGUUUUAAGUGUGUUAAUAAAUUCUUUAAUUUUAUUAUUUUCGAAUCAGAUUUUACGAAUAUCCAUAAAUAUCGAUCUCUUAUCCGUCCCGAUGGAACAAAAUUCUUUUUGCACGGUAGUGAUUUUUAUUGCACCUCACAAAACUCUGCCUCCAUUCUUCAAAUAGAGAGUUUUUGUGAACUCCCCUUUCAUAUCCAUAUAGAUACUCUUUUGAAUUGUGUUAACGGUUUAUUUUUACUUUGGCAACCAUUAUCUGUGCAACCUGCCACAAUUUUAAACCCUAGUACAAGAGAAGUCAGAUAUCUUCCAAACCUAAUCGAAGGUUUUUCUUGGUGUCACUAUUCAUUAGGUUUUGAGCCAGAAGAAAACAAGUACAAAGUUCUUUCGACAAUAAUAUAUGAUCAAAAUGGUUGCAUAAAAAACAUGGUUUUCACUUUAGGCAUAGACGAGUCAUGGAGAGAGACUAAACACAUUCCCCCUCUUAUUUUGUGUAAGCCCGGGAUUUGCAUCAACGGAGUUAUCUAUAGGUUUGUUUUCCAUAGAGGACUUGCUAUAGUUGCAUUUGAUGUUAAGACGGAAAAUUCCAAACUUAUUGCAUUUAGGGGCGUCUCUCAUGGGUGGUCUUACGAGUUAAUAGAGGUGAAGGGUAAACUAGCUGUCGUAGAAUAUGAAAUAUGCUCGUAUGAAAAAAUCCACUUGUUUGUUUUUGAACAAACUCGAAAAGGAGAAGAAUGGAAGAGUUAUGCUAUUCAAUUCCCUUCUACAUGGAAGUAUAUACAACAAGAAAUCAUACUCGAUGUCAGAUUAUCAUGCACGUCUUGUGAUGGGAAGAUCUUAUUCAUUACGAAUUUAAAGUCUGGUACUUUAUGUUUGUGUUAUGAUGUCACGAGACAGAGUUGGAGAAAAUUGGAAAUUAAGGGGCUUCGUAAGAACCACCGCAUCAUAGGCAUUUGUAGUUAUGUAGAAAGACUAGUUAUGUAG